UUACAGAGAGAACAAUAAAGAGCUGACCUUAACCUUUGUUCUAUACCAAAACAAAACCUCUUUCCUUACCGGAUUAGAUGUUCCUACAACACUGUAUUGGUCACUAAAACAGCCUCUCAAUUUCAGGCCACCAUGCCCCACGUUUUUUUGGCACUGAUGGUAAAAAUAUGCCCCAGCUCACACCCUUUUCUUGUAUUAUAAAUGCAUCCUCCUGGCUGCUCAAUAUUUCAGCACAAGCGACUUUCCCAGAGGAGUAGCCAAUAACUUCUAUUAUUCCUCCAAGCUCGUGUUUUGCUGUAUCAAUAGUAAUGGCUCUUUCUAAGUUUCUUGUUGCUUCGCUCCUGAUAUCCCUUAUCCUUGUUCACGAUCACGCUGUGGAUGCGGUCGAGGGAGAAGCAAAGGAGCAGGGUUCUGUAGUUCAGAAGAUAGAUUGUAAUGGAGCGUGUGGAGCGAGAUGCCGACUGGCAAGAAGGCAGAAUCUGUGUAAGAGGGCGUGUGGGACGUGCUGCAGGCGGUGCAACUGCGUGCCGCCGGGGACGGCCGGCAACCAAAAAGUGUGUCCCUGCUACUACAACAUGACCACUCAUGGUGGCCGCCGCAAGUGCCCUUAAUCCAUCACUCUUCAUUCCUUCAUUGUUGAAUCCUUCAUCAUUACUCUGUUUCCUGUUAUUUUACUACACUACUACUCGUACCAUUCACGAUCAAUAAUUUUCCCCCCUUUCUGCUGUACUGUUUCGAUUUUCAACUCGAUGAUCUAAUAAAUUAUGUGGAUUUAUUCUGUAGUGAA
Prosopis cineraria is the source of this 787-nucleotide messenger RNA. Its product is annotated as gibberellin-regulated protein 1-like. The record is from RefSeq and is a predicted model, not a curated record. The transcript is spliced from 3 exons. Bases 309 to 611 code for a protein of 100 amino acids. NCBI's taxonomy places the organism in Eukaryota, Viridiplantae, Streptophyta, Magnoliopsida, Fabales, Fabaceae.